Molecule: messenger RNA, 1377 nt
Organism: Klebsormidium nitens
Lineage: Eukaryota; Viridiplantae; Streptophyta; Klebsormidiophyceae; Klebsormidiales; Klebsormidiaceae
Source: the annotation of a GenBank genome assembly
AUGGCAUCCGGCGCAUCAGCCUUCGAGUUUGCCUUCAACAACAAGGCCUUUUCUGAUAGAGUGCUUCUCUUGGAGCUGGACGCUUCGUCCUCCGGAAUCGAGGAGGACCUGCAAGAAGAAGCAACAGGAUUACCUGAAGCAACGGGGGCGCACAACGAUACUGCUCCCCGCAGAAGAAGAAAACGGAAGGGACGUGAUGAAACUGAGGCUUCUGCAACAAACGAUGAACGGAUCAUAGAGGAGGACGCCUUCGUUGACGCCAUCCGCUUCAUCUUCUGCGGCCACGUGGCAUCCAAGUCCGUCAUCGAGCUCAUUCGCCUCAUCCUAGUUGCUGACCGCUUCGAGAUCCCCUCAUGCGUCCAAGGCGCGUGCGACGCGCUCGCCGGAGGGGUGCUGCAGGCCCAGAAAGGAUCCCCCUGGGGCGUCGUAAAGUGCCUACUCGCGCUGCCGGAUAGCGUCCGAACGCACAAGACGGUGUCCGAACUCCUGGUGAAGGCACAAAAGCUCAUGUCAGAGUACUACAAAGAUUUUCAAGCCCGCGCGGCCGCGCCGGGGGGACUGUCCGAGCUGUCCGAAGCCGGGCUGCAAAUGGUCCUAGCGUCCGACGAUCUGGAGGUGGAGUCCGAAGCGGACGUCUUCGAUGCCGUGUGCGCGUGGGUGCGCGCACGCUUCAAGGACGCAGACACGCGGGCGGCCGCGAUGGCGCAGCUCGCGCCGUUCGUCCGCUUCGCCUGGAUUCCGCCGGAAAAGCUGGAGGAGUAUUUCAAAUCGGACGAGAUGCAGAGCGACGCGUGUCAGAAGCUCCUCACGGAGGCUCUGCUGUUCCGAUGCUCGCCCAAGGACGCGCGGGCGCGCCUAGUGGAGCGCGCGCAUGACGAUAGGCGCUUCAUCCGCCGGGGCUCAACCCUGGCAGUCGAGCACUUGCCUGCAAGAAUUUGUUGGGACGAUUCCGCUGCCUUCUUCGUCGAGCUUCCGGAGGACUCCCUGCCCGCGCACCGGAGCGGCGCGUCCGUAUUCACUGAGGAGCUGUUCUUUGAGGGACAACCGUACCAAGUGGAAUUCUUGCGGAGUAUUGGUCAAACAUUGGGCGCCUUUUUGCAUGUUCUCAAAAAGGUGCCCCGGUCACAGCUGCCGACCAUGAAGAUCGAGUGCCUGCAUGGAUUUCCUGGAGUCGACCCGCAAUGGUCCCUUGCAUCCUGCACGCCACCCGCGUUCGGUUCCGCGAACCGUUAUGGCAGCGACGACAUACUUCAGACGAUCGGGUGGAGAUUCAACUCAAUCGCGUGGAGAUUCGGCUCAGGCGGUUGGCAGAUCUUCAGAGGGGAGGGUCGUGACAAGGUAGCAUCCAUCAGGAUUGCUCUAAGUAGGAAUGGCUAA